This is a messenger RNA of Blastomyces gilchristii SLH14081, 777 nucleotides long. RefSeq lists its product as uncharacterized. The record is from RefSeq and is a predicted model, not a curated record. The coding region runs from base 21 to 341 and encodes 106 amino acids. NCBI's taxonomy places the organism in Eukaryota, Fungi, Ascomycota, Eurotiomycetes, Onygenales, Ajellomycetaceae. The transcript has a single exon.
GUUUGGUGACAUUAUUCAUUAUGUCAUCUUCUGCUAUUGAAUUUUUGUCAGUUAGCCGCUGGAAAUGCAACAUGGCAACUCGUGAUCCGAAGGGAUACUCGUAUAGUUACACAUACCAGAACCCCGAAACCCAAACUCUCACCCCGAACCCACCACCAACUCCUAAGUACAGUACACAAACACAUUACUUAGCACAUAACAGGAUCCCACAUCAUCACGAGAUCUGUCUCCCAAUUAAUCAGCCGUUCGCAGAUCCGGACCUGGCCUCUGGGAAACAGUGCAGUGCGCCUGUGAUACGAGAGCCCGCGUCGCGGGAUGGAUGGUUUCGAUUCCGCGCCUGAAGCACAAAAGAAAAGAGCAAACUCCGGCAAGCUGCCAAGGGCCAUUUUUGUUGUUGUUUGAACACAACUGCUCGACAGGGGUAUCGGAUUUGGGAUUUGGGAUUUUGCGGCCCGCGAGAUCUUACCCCGCUCAAUGCCAGACUUCCGUUGAAACAAAGGUGAAGAACUCGGACUAGUUAGGCUAUGUAAUGAUCAUUAUCUAGGUUAUAUGGUAUUAUUAAUCGAUUUACGUGGGGACAUUCUGCUGCCCCAGGGGUUGGGGGGUGGUGUGAAAGAUGUUGGCCUUGAAGGGUUCAACGCCCGCUUCCACCCAACGCCCGUCUCUGUAAAUCUAUUUCAAUCAACUUCAAUUAUUAGUAUCUCAAUGAAUAUUCAUUGAAAAGUGUUCUAGAAAGUAAUCUAUAUAUAUAUAUUAUCUCUCUAUUUAUUAUAGAAA